CCUAAAAGCGCACUGAUCCAUCACACAACAUCCGUUUAGGAAGAGCGAGCAUGCAAGGAUGCAGCAAAACCGGACUUUUACCCAGGGGACUGCUUAGAGAGCAGUUUUAUUAUUAUUAUUAUCAUUAUUUUCUUUUGGAUGGACAAUCACAUCCACACAUAAUCGUGUUAGGAUAUAUGAGUGUUGCAGAGGAAAGGCAUGCAGCCAAAUGAUCAGAGCUAAGAGGAUUUAAUGCAGCUGGACAUGACCCAUGCUGAGUAAAGAAGAAGAUUGUAUAGUUUUAAUCAAAUGCAAUAAGUUUUUAUUGCUGGUCACUUUGAGUUUGGACUGUCGAGGAGCGAUGUUUGUCUUCAUCUCUUUAUGCACUCCGUUAACUACACUAUAAGUAUGCUCACUGCACAGAGAUGUAUGGUUUCAACUCGACAGUAAAAGGGUUUUGUGCUUUUAGGAAUACUGACACAAGACCUUGCAACGGGUGGACCUGAUCUUUACUAAGCCAGAUCUGGACUCAAAAAACACAUGAAGAUGUGUCAGUGUUAUUCUGCCCUGCUUAUGAGCUGCUUGUACAUGGUGACAUGUGGAGCAGAGCUCAGAGCAGCUGUGUCUCCUCUGGGUUGGGGAGAGAGUGAUAAGGAGGAAAGCGUCUCUCCUUACGGCUCUCAUUCAGGGAUUCUCAAAUCCCUGCGGCUUUUCUCCCACACGUCCCAAUCUAACAGCCAGAGCCGUGAAACCGCUCAGGACUCUGGGGCACUGGAUCUGUGGGCUUGGUUAUCCAACCACACUGAUACUGAAGGAACCCUCUCGAGGGCCAAACGUCGUCCCUAUGUGAAAACUGGCAAGUUUAAGAAAAUGUUUGGCUGGGGCGACUUCCAUUCGAACAUCAAAACAGUCAAGCUAAACCUUCUCAUUACUGGGAAAAUUGUUGACCAUGGCAACGGAACCUUCAGUGUGUAUUUCCGACACAAUUCCACCGGUCUGGGCAACGUGUCUGUCAGCCUGGUCCCACCUUCCAAGGCUGUCGAUUUUGAGAUCACUCAACAGGAAACCAUAGAUGUACCUAAAGACAAUAAGGCCUUCAACUGUCGAGUGGAAUAUGAGAAGACGGACCGCAGCAAGAGGACGUCUGUUUGCAGUGAUUUCCCGAACAGGGUAUGUUUCCAGGAACAGACCCAAAGCCAUGUGUCUUGGCUUUGCUCCAAGCCCUUCAAGGUCAUCUGCAUCUACAUUGACUUCUUCAGUGCAGACUACAAGCUAGUACAGAAGGUCUGCCCAGAUUACAACUACCACAGUGACACUCCCUAUACCUCCGUGGGAUAGCACAGCCUAGAUUGGAUGUGUUGAGGUAACUGAGGCGUCAUCUCAUUGUUACAGCCUCUCUAGCCUGUAGUUUCCUUGUUCUGCUCCACAAAGAACCAGAAAUGGAAGCAAGGCCAGAUUGAGGAACCACUCUUUUGAUUCUAUCUUACUUGUCCUUCUAUGUCGAGGAAUGGAAUAGUUCACCCAAAAAAGUAUUACGUUAUUU
Messenger RNA from Carassius carassius (crucian carp), 1522 nucleotides. Its product is annotated as neurexophilin-2-like. The transcript has 3 exons. Lineage: Eukaryota; Metazoa; Chordata; Actinopteri; Cypriniformes; Cyprinidae. Gene Ontology annotation, molecular function: signaling receptor binding. The record is from RefSeq and is a predicted model, not a curated record. Bases 520 to 1317 code for a protein of 265 amino acids.